Messenger RNA from Callorhinchus milii (elephant shark), 4252 nucleotides. It is a transcript of the gene arhgap1, whose product is annotated as Rho GTPase activating protein 1. Gene Ontology annotation, cellular component: cytoplasm. The transcript has 13 exons. Gene Ontology annotation, biological process: small GTPase-mediated signal transduction; negative regulation of endocytic recycling. Bases 132 to 1412 code for a protein of 426 amino acids. Gene Ontology annotation, molecular function: GTPase activator activity. NCBI's taxonomy places the organism in Eukaryota, Metazoa, Chordata, Chondrichthyes, Chimaeriformes, Callorhinchidae. The record is from RefSeq and is a predicted model, not a curated record.
CGGACCGGAAGCUGCUGCUGACUGUGGCUGUUGUUUCCGGUGGUGAUGGCGGCUGUUUGAUGUCUGAGGGUCUGUGACAUUCUCGGGUUCAGGUGACUGGAGAUUCGGGGACAACAGGCUAAGGAGCGGAUAUGGAGCCAGCCGAUCUGCUGACUGAUUUACAGGACGACCCAAUGUCUGAUCCCUCGGGAGCCCUGGGGCAGCUCAAACUGUCUCCGCUGGACGAGAAGAACUGGCCUGAAGACAGCAUCGUGGAGCCGGUGCAGAGAGAUGGUGCCCCUCCACCUGAUGUUCCUCCCUCUGACAUCGACACCUUCAGUCACAUCGCCAAGCACCAGAUCGUGGAGGUGGCAGGUGAUGACAAUUACGGGCGGAAGGUGAUCAUCAUCAGCGCCUGUCGUUUGCCUCCGAGUCACCAGUUGAACCACGCAGCGCUGCUCCAGUACCUGAAGUACACACUGGACAAGUAUGUGGAGAGCGACUAUUCUGUGGUUUACCUUCACUACGGCCUAAACAGUGAGAACAAGCCCUCCUUUACCUGGCUUCGGGAUGCCUACAGGGAGUUUGAUAGGAAGUACAAGAAGAACAUCAAAGCUCUGUACAUCGUCCACCCGACCAAGUUCAUCAAAACCAUCCUGGUUCUCUUCAAACCCCUCAUCAGCAUGAAGUUCGGACAGAAGAUCUCUUACAUGAAUUACCUGGGGGAGCUUCAGGAGCACCUGAAGUGUGAGCAGCUGCUGAUCCCGGAAUGUGUGAAGGCGUAUGACCAGAGCCUUCAAGCCGCUCGCAAGCUCCCACAGACCAUACCUGUCAAGGUCUCUCCACACCAGCUGUUUGGCAUCCCACUGGCAGUGCUUCAGACAAGAAACCCAGAGCAGUCACCUUACCCUCUGGUGAUGACGGAGACUGUGGCCUACCUGCGAGUGAGAGGUUUAAACAAAGAGGGCAUCUUCCGCAGGUCGGCUAACAUGUACGUCGUGAAGGAGGUCGUGGAGAAAUACAAUAACGGGAUCCGCGUGGAUUACGAGCAGUACGGAGACGUGCAUCUGGCCGCCGUCAUCCUGAAGACCUUCCUGCGGGAGCUGCCCUCGCCCCUGCUCUCCUUCAAGCUCUACGACAGUGUGGUGGCGUUUCAAUGUGUGAAAGAAGAGGAACAAAUUGAGACCCAGCGAAGCAUGAUUCAGUCUCUGCCUGAAAAUAACUACAUUGUGCUCCAAUACCUGGUCAGAUUCCUGGGCGAGGUUGCUGCCCAGAGUUCAGAGAACAAAAUGACGGCCUCAAAUCUCGCCGUGGUGCUCGGGCCAACCCUCCUGUGGGCGAAGGACUCCGCCAUUUCACUGAGCGCCAUCAAUCCCAUCAAUUACUUCACUCAAGUGCUCUUUGAAAAUCAUGAGCAAAUCUUCCCAGAGUAAGAGGGGCUCCUCAGCUUUGGGUCUGAACCCCCAUUGCUGGAGUCAGUCGAGUCGGUCACUCUCUAUACUUGUAAGCUACCGGCCCUUCAGCUGAAGACUUUCACAGUGCGAGCAGCAGCGACUGCCAAAUGAGAGGUUGGAUCCAUUUUGUGAGGGGUGGGUUUCCUUGCGUUUUACACUACUUCGUGCACGCAGAACAGGUACACACACGUACGUGCAACAGGGACGAGUUAAAAUUACCGCGAGUCUGGGGCUGGAUACCCGGCUCUUUUUAAUUUGCCUUGGAGUAAGACGUUGGGGUCUCGUUUGGUGUGCAUGUGUUUCGCUCUUAAACCUUCCCUUUUAUGUUCUAUUAUCUCACACUCAUUGGGAAAGAUUAGUUAUUCUUUUGAUAUAAAAAUAAUCAUAGUAAAUAGGCUGGGAGAGUUUACCUACAGGAAAUGCCGAGAAACUGAAUCAUUUUCCAAUCAUAUGUUUUUCAUUUAGCUUCUGGAAGAAAUGGUAAACUGUUUGUCAUUCCUAAGUGUGGGUUUAGGGGAAGCAAAGAUAUAUUGUGCUGUAAAUGUAAAAUAUUCAUUCACUGCUUUGGUUGAAAAUUGAUCAUAAAAAUGUGCCAAUUGUGUGAGUGACUUCACUGCACCAAAUCUUUCUUAAUGUUUGAUCUUGUAUCUGUUCCUAUAAAUCAUGUUGGUUCGUGCCAAUAGAAAGUGAAACUUCCUUGGUUAUAGGUAGUCAGGGAAGUUUGAUUUGAUGUGGGUUCAAUUUCCUACAGAAAUAGAAAUGUUGAAUUUUAUAUCGUCUCCAAAUAAUGCCUCUGUUUUAUCUGCAUGUUUUAAAUAUUGAAGAAUGUUAUAUUACCUGGUUUCUAGUUUGUUUGUAACUUUGAGACACAUCAGUGCUUUGUGGAAGAAAGGGAGCCAGAGCUUCCUCUCUCACAGGAACAGACAUGGUUAGAAGUUACCGUGAGCAGCAGUGGGUGGGAGCGCAGUCUAACACGGGCUGAGAUGCAGUCAGUAACUUGGGAUGGCUUCAGGUUUAUGAUCUUUCAGGCGGCCCUAAUUCUAAUCUGUCUCCAGCCCCAGUUGUUCAGUAACUCCGUGCAUUGCUUAAGCAAAACUACCUUUAGAAAGAGCAUUAAUUUUUAAACUUUUUAAACUGCUGUGCACAAUUGGCUGCCGCGUUUCACCCACAGAAUGUAGUCAAUCCACUUUACAGUAUAUUCUGUGAAACGCUUUGAGAUGUCUCAAUGGACUGCUAAGGUGCUAUAUCAAUGCAAGGAUUAUUAUUAUUCAUUCAAAUUGUCAAAACAUUUCUCAGACGAGUGUAUAUUUUGUGCCUGUAAUUAAUCUGCGUGUGAUGUGAUUCUGGUAGGUUUGGGUUAAAUUGUGCUGGGGAAAGAUAAUUGUGUAAAAUAGCCCAAAACAUUUCAACUUUCGCAAACAUGUCUAAUGACAGCAUUAAUGUGACAGUUGCUGAGUUUACGCCUUCUGCUGACAGCUACGUUCCCUGAGUGUGUUGUUUGAUUUGUAACCCUCUUCCCUGGAAGAUGUUAGAUUGAUGUGUAAGGAGUGAAAAUGGAAAAAUAAUUUCUCUCUCUCUCGUCUCCCCUUCCACCCUCCACAAGAUCCAGCCCCAUUCUGUCUCACCACCUCAGUGGUGUAAGCAAUUCCAGUCAAUAGACUGCAUCCAUCAGAUUUUUUAUAGUGAAUGUAAAAUGUUGGCUCAAUUCCCUUGUAAUUUUUGAACAUUAUUGUCUUGAGGUUCGGGCUGCUUAUCCGUCUGAUGAGUUUAUCUUUCUUUCUGAACUCACACUGUAUUGGGUUUGAGAUGUGUGAGGGUGGUACUAAGGCACACAGGAUGCGCUAGUUUACUGGGACGCUCUGGGGAAGAGUCUUCACAAUGAACCCAACAACCCCUCUUGCUCAAUAGAGUGAGUCUGUGCUUAGCAAACCUGAGGACACCCACUUCCCUCGACCAGUGAGCUGUGGAGUUCAGUGUGUUGGCUCCUCGGGACAUCCCACCCCCCGCCAUGAAAGACAAAUAUAAAUUGUGCGACUUUAGCACUGAAUUUUUUUGCUGUGGACACUUUCUAACCAUUGACAUGUUUGCCUUUCCAUGUGUUAAUCUUUGUUCUUGGCUAUUAACACUGUGUCUGGGUGAGCUUUUCUGCUUCACUGUUACACUGUAGAUCCCUUGUGCCUCUAUAGGAAACAACUACAGUAUCACGAAGCCUGUGGUAGUCAUUGUUUGCAAUGGUAACUCGUGUGGCUGACCCACCGCGCUGUCAGCUCCACAAUCACAGCUAUGAGCUCACACCAACUGUGGUUCUCUUGAGAUUUGAUUACUUGCCUGUGUUUAUUACUCAAUAUUGUGCUGUGUACAGAGAUAAGAGGGAAAUUUGAGAAAAUAUAUCCCUCAAACCCAACUUCAAUGUACUAGGUUUCGUGUUUGUGCCUUAUUUCACAGCACACGCCCCUGGGAAGGAUAUCGAGCACCAACCGCUCAGUGAUAAACAAGCUGUAAAACUGUCUUUUGUUAAAAGAUGAUGUGAAGCUUCUGUUUAUAGUAAGUUCUACUUUCCAUGGCUGACGUUUUGAGAAGUGUUUGCUAUUGUCAUUUACUCCAUUAUAUUGUUCAGAUAUUGCUAUAAAUCAUUUUUUAUGUGAUGUGAAUGGGGGAAUCCUCCCCAAAUUGUAUGUGAUUUUAUUACUCUGAUUUGUGCAAAUCUCAAAAUCAUGUUACAUGUACUUUGCUCCCACUUUUAUCAUGUAGUGCUGGUCAAACUGAUGUUAAACUAUAUAUGUGUAAAUCUCUACAGGGCACAAUAAAUUUUGAAAGAA